Botrytis byssoidea is the source of this 1692-nucleotide messenger RNA. RefSeq lists its product as uncharacterized. The coding region runs from base 1 to 1692 and encodes 563 amino acids. Gene Ontology annotation, biological process: proteolysis. The record is from RefSeq and is a predicted model, not a curated record. The transcript has 4 exons. Gene Ontology annotation, molecular function: serine-type carboxypeptidase activity. NCBI's taxonomy places the organism in Eukaryota, Fungi, Ascomycota, Leotiomycetes, Helotiales, Sclerotiniaceae.
AUGCGUUUCUCAACCGUAGUUUCGACUCUUGCCAUUGCAGGUGGAAUCGCCGACGCCACUCUUCAUUCUGGAAGAAGUUUGAGGCAUGUUGGAAAAAAGGACAAGCAAUCCCACAAAGCUAGGGAUACGGCUCCAAGAGGAGAGCAGAAACAUGAAAAGAGGGAUGCUAGUUUUCCAUACUUGACAAAUUCCACUGCUAAAUUCAGUGUGAAUGGUUCCGCUAUCCCAGAUGUACCUUUCGAUGCUGGAGAAUCAUAUGCUGGUUUGUUACCAAUUUCCAAAGCCGCGAAUGAGACAAGAGAAUUAUACUUUUGGUUCUACCCAUCGACAAAUGAAUUGGCUUCCGAUGAAAUUCUCAUUUGGCUUAAUGGAGGUCCCGGAUGUUCAUCGCUCGAAGGAUUAAUUCAAGAAAACGGACCUUGGAUCUGGCAAUACGGUACCUACGCUCCUGUUCAGAACCCUUGGACCUGGGUAAAUCUCACCAAUGUUGUUUGGGUCGAACAACCGGUUGGUACUGGUUUCUCCCAAGGUGUACCUUCUGCUACCAGCGAAGAAGAAGCCGCUGCCCAGUUCCUCGGAUUUUGGGAGAAUUUCGUCGAUACUUUCGCUUUGCAAGGGAGAAAGAUCUUCAUCACUGGUGAAUCGUAUGCGGGAUACUAUGUUCCAUACAUUGCCGAUGCUAUGUUCAACAAGAACGAUACUUCUACUUAUUACAACCUCGAAGCAACCAUGAUAUACGACCCUUCUACUUCUUAUGAUGCCGUUCAAGAACAGAUUCCCGCAGUUCAAUUCGUUGAUUACUGGGGUGGUCUCUUCCCCUUCAAUGAUUCCUUCGUUGAACGAAUUCACAAUGUAUCUGAUUCUUGCGGCUACACUGAUUACCUCGCCAAAUACCUUACUUACCCACCACCCGGGCCAUUCCCAUCCGCUCUCCCUGGCACAGGUGACGACGGAAUUUCUACCACUGACGAAUGCGACGUCUUUGAUUUGAUCUACAAUGAAGUCUUCAGCGUCAACCCUUGUUGGGAUAUUUACCAGGUGGCCACCACUUGCCCCCAACUCUGGGACGUCCUUGGAUUCCCCGGCUCUAACCCUUAUCUCCCUGCCGGCGCCUCAGUCUAUUUCAACCGCACCGAUGUUCAAAAGGCUAUCAACGCUCCUGCGAUUGAAUGGGAAUCAUGCUCUAGCAUUGACGUCUUCGUCAACGGAACAGAUAAUUCUCUCCCCUCCGGUCUCUCCGUCCUCCCCUCCGUCAUCGAACGUUCCAAACGUACCGUUAUCGGCCACGGCGCUUUAGACAUGGUCCUCAUCGCCAACGGCACCCUUCUCAUGAUUCAAAACAUGACCUGGGGUGGAGCUCAAGGUUUCACAAGCAAACCCUCCGAUCCCUUCUACGUUCCAUACCACACCGAGCUCUCUGAUUCCACCCUUGCUGCUUCGGGAGUCUUGGGUACAACACACACAGAGCGAAACCUCACAUUUGUGUAUAUCGAUUUGAGCGGUCACAUGGUUCCUCAGUAUGCUCCUAGUGCGUCGUAUAGAACGCUCGAGUAUCUUUUGGGAAGAAUCGAUAGUUUGUCUAGCACAGCGCCAUUUACCACACAGGAGGAUGUCGUGCAGAGUACAGCUCCCCUUGGAAAUGGUACCGGACCCCCAAUUAAGAGACAGUAUGUUGGAGGUAUGCAAUUUUAG